Cajanus cajan (pigeon pea) is the source of this 714-nucleotide messenger RNA. RefSeq names its product non-specific lipid-transfer protein 1. Gene Ontology annotation, biological process: lipid transport. The record is from RefSeq and is a predicted model, not a curated record. Lineage: Eukaryota; Viridiplantae; Streptophyta; Magnoliopsida; Fabales; Fabaceae. Gene Ontology annotation, molecular function: lipid binding.
GUACUCAUGACCAACACAAUACACACUAGUACGUACUCAAUUGUCUCUUGAGAAGUAGCAUCUAUUCUAUAAACUAAAUAGCAAUGGGUGGGUUGAUGAAGUUGGCAUGCGUGGCUGUGUUGUGCAUGGCGUUGGUUGGUGCACCAGCGAAGGUUGAAGGGGUGUCAUGCGCCCAAGUGAUACAGAACCUGACCCCGUGCCUAAAUUACCUGAUGCAGGGUGGAUCGCCUACGCAGAACUGCUGCAGCGGAGUGAAGAGCAUUCUCGGCGCUGCCGGCACCACCGCCGACAAACAAACCGUGUGCAACUGUCUCAAGGAUGCUGCUAACAGGUUUCCCAUCAAUGACAACAACGCUCAGGCACUCCCUGGCCUCUGCGGUGUCAGCGUCCCUUACAAGAUCAGCCGCUCCACCAACUGCGCAGCCAUUAGGUUCUGAAGGAGCUAUUAGGUUUGCUAGUUUCUGCCGCGGGAUACUGAGGCAGCAGUGUAACACUUACUGUUAUCAGAAAUAAGAGAAAGCGAGUGUGUUGUUGUAUCAGUUUGUUUCAGACACUUGGUGUGUUUGUUUGGGUGUGAUUAAAUGUAUCUUAGUUGAUUGUUGCAUGCAACAAUCACUCAGUAUUUGAUAUGAUAAUUCCAUGUUACUGUAAUUGUUGCGUACCUUGUUCUCAAAUCAUUUUAAUUUAUAGCUCUAUUCUACUCUGGUUUCUUCA